AUGGCGAUCGGAAUCAUGUGGAAGAGGUGUUGUUUGGCUCAGGAUAAAGAUUUAACAUGUCACAUUAAAACAGGAUUCGUUCUGCUGGUCAUAUUGACAUUAUCAUCGUUUGUCAUCUCUUGUAUCUACGUUUUCUCAUUUAAUCCAGUCAAACAUUCUCACACCUGGUUUAACCUUGUAAAUCAAACUCAGUCCUAUAAUGUGGUGACUGAGGGCUUGUCUGGCAAAAAAUUUGUCUGGAAUUUUUUAACUAUUCCACAAAUCAUUCAAACAACUACCACACUAAAAAAUCACAUUUUGGUGCAUCAUCAUGUGGCUCAUCCACGCAACUAUCAUUUCAUUCUGGAUGAACCUGAUAAAUGCAAGCAGGAUCCGUUCCUGGUCUUGAUGGUCCCUGUGGCCCCCCAUGAGGUAGAGGCUCGUAAUGCCAUCCGCAGCACAUGGGGGAAUGAGAGCUCAGUGCAGGGAAAAGCAGUGCUGACUCUGUUCUUGGUGGGUUUGACUGGAGGAGCCGAAGCUCAACAGCAGCUGGAGGAAGAGAGUCGACAACACAGAGAUUUACUGCAGAGCAACUUUGUGGACUCCUACUUCAAUCUGACCAUAAAGACCAUGGUGAUCAUGGACUGGUUGGCCACUCGUUGCCCUCAAGUGAGUUUUAGUAUGAAGGUUGAUUCUCACAUGUACAUAAACCUGGAGAACCUGAUGACCCUCCUGUUGGCACCCAACACACCCAGACAGAACUACAUCACAGGGUAUUUGAUGUGGAACCAAAAUGUCAUUAGAAACAAAAAAUCUAAGUAUUACGUCUCAGUGGAGCUGUACCCUGAACCAAAAUACCCCACGUAUGUUUUGGGAGUAGGAUAUGUGUUCUCCAAUGAUCUUCCCAAAAAAAUAGUUGAGGCUUCCAAGGACAUUAAGCCAUUUAACAUAGAGGACGCAUAUGUGGGCACUUGUCUGAAACGGUUGGGCAUAAAACCCUCACGUUCUCCAGAUCCUUCUAAGUUUCGAACUUAUAUGAAGGAUUCUAAAGGUCACGACCUUUCCAAGGUCAUUACAACAAUCGCAAGGUCACCGAAGCAGAUAAUAGAGUUCUGGCAAAGUGUGAAGAGACACAAAUGA
Molecule: messenger RNA, 1119 nt
Organism: Sinocyclocheilus anshuiensis
Lineage: Eukaryota; Metazoa; Chordata; Actinopteri; Cypriniformes; Cyprinidae
Product: beta-1,3-galactosyltransferase 2-like
Exons: 2
Coding region: 1-1119 (372 amino acids)
Biological process (GO): protein O-linked glycosylation
Cellular component (GO): Golgi membrane
Molecular function (GO): N-acetyl-beta-D-glucosaminide beta-(1,3)-galactosyltransferase activity
Source: RefSeq, a predicted model, not a curated record